UUUACGCGUUGAGUUGCUACGAUCACGAUUGCCGUCACUCGAGUUGUCUUAUACAGACGUGUUCAACAAUAAUAAAAAUAUUGAUACUGUUCGACGACGGCACACCGAUCAAUCCACACAGCACCGUUGCAGUAGUUACAGUUAGGUAAAUGAAAGGUUACACGCGAGAUCUGUAAAGGUAAUCUUUAUAGAUCUUGCACUGUGCAGGUGGACCUGAACGGCAGCCAUAGCGUUACCGUCUUAGCAUUUCCGUCUGCAGCUAGCUGUGCAGUUGGAUUCGCCAUGUCGGGCGUGUGGUCGAUUCCGUUCGUCCAACUCUUCGCCGCCACAGUUCUACUCGUGACGUUCCUGGGUUACAUGUACUUGACGUACCACUACGGAAAGUGGAUCGGGCUCGGCGUACCGCACGCCGCGCCGUCGCCGCCGUUCGGCAGCCUGCGUGACGUGGUGAUGGGCCGUGUACCGCUCGUCGACGCCAUCCAUUCGCUGUAUCACCGAUUCGACGGGCAACGGUAUUUCGGCAUCUAUGAGGGACGCCAACCGUUGCUGGUGGUCUGUGACCCCCAGCUGGUACACACUAUCAUGGUAAAGGACUUCCGAUCGUUCGUCGACCGGAACGCGGGCAAGGUGUCGUUCGUGCACGACAAGCUGUUCGAUCACUUGGUGAACCUGCGGGGUGAACAGUGGAAAGCAAUUAGGGCCAAGUUGAGUCCCACUUUCUCGGCCGCAAAGCUCAAGUCCAUGUUGGGUGACAUAAAUGUGUGCACGGCGCGUCUGAUCGACAACUUGAAUGGGCAGAUAACGAAAAACAGUGGAAUCGUUGAUGUCAGUGAAGCGUCGGCUCAAUUUACAACUGAUACUAUUGGCAGUUGUGCUUUUGGACUAGACUGCGAUGCACUGUCAAAUCCAGAUUCAGAGUUUCGUCGUACAGGACGAGCCAUUUUUAUGCCAAGUCUUCGAUCGACUUUACUAAAUAUCACCAGAUUAGUUGGUUUUGGUCGACUUUUAGAUGUAUUUAGGAUACGUGGUAUGUCUGGAAACAUAUAUGACUUUUUUGAUAAUCUACUCGAGACUACAAUGGAACAACACAAAUCUGGAGAAAAUACACGUAACGAUUUUAUAGCACUUUUAGUAAAGUUAAAAGAGGAAGAAAAACAGAAGGAACCCGGACAAAAACUAUUUACUGAUGACAUAUUAGCUGCAAAUUCAUUCGUAUUCUUUGUUGCUGGUUUCGAAACUACAGCAUCAACAAUAAGUUAUUGCUUGUAUGAGUUAGCCAUGAAUCCAGAAAUUCAAGUAAAAUUGCGAGAAAAGAUCAAGAAAACAUUAGACGCAAACGAUGGAAAGCUCGCAUACGAUACGUUAAAAGACAUGAAAUAUAUGGAUAUGGUAAUAAAUGAGACAUUUAGACUGCACCCACCAGUUCCUGUUUUAAAUCGAGUGUGCACUCAGAAGUACACAAUUACGGACAGUAACAUUACACUAAAUGUUGGAGAUAAAUUAAUAAUACCCACAUAUUCAUUACAUCAUGAUUCUAAGUAUUAUUCAGACCCAGAAAUAUUUGAUCCUGAACGAUUUACCGAAGAAAAUAUAAGUUCAAGACCACACGGCACGUUCCUCCCGUUUGGCGAUGGACCUAGGAUAUGUAUCGGUUUGCGAUUCGCGAUGAUGGAAGCAAAAACAGGACUAGCGGAAAUAUUGUCGAAAUUUGAAGUAUCGCCAUGUAAAGAAACACAAACUCCGAUUAAAAUUAAGCCAAGAUCAAUUUUACUCACACCAAACGAAUCGAUUCAUUUAUCAUUCAAAAGUAUUGAACAAUCGCACUUAUUAAGUGCGAAAAUCAGUAUCACAUUAUCACCUAUAGCAAUCGUCACGCUGGUCCGAUUUGUACCUGCGCAAGUGCAUGCACUAACCGUAUGUGAAUCGUUUGCGAUGAUCUGCUUCAGUUGUUGGCUGGAGAUCGUGCCGAUCGCCGCUAUUGCGUCAGCACUACUGACGUACGUGUACUGCACGCGCUACUACGGGCACUGGACGGCGCUGGGCGUGCCGCACACCAAACCGGCACCGUUGCUGGGCCACUUCGCCGGGCCUACGAUGGGUCGCGAGUCGGGCACUAUCACCGUGGACACGCUCUACCGGCGGUUCGCCGGCCACCGGUACUUCGGGGUGUACCAGCUCCGGCAUCCAAUGCUGGUGGUACGCGACCCAGUACUGGUACACGCGGUGCUGGCCACGGAGUUCGGGUCGUUCCACGAUCGGGUGAUGAGCCGGACGUCGUUCGAACACGAUGGGCUGUUCAACAGCCUAGUGAAUCUAAGGGGCGAUAAGUGGAAAGCUGUCCGAGCCAAGUUGAGUCCCACGUUCACCGUGGCCAAGCUCAAAGCCAUGUUCGCCAGUUUACACGUGUGCACCGGCCAACUCACAGACAAACUGAUGCUCCUGACGUCCGGUGGCCAAGGUAUUGUUAAUGUCACUGAUAUAUCAUCAAAAUUUACGAUAGACACAAUUGGAAGGUGUGCUUUUGGGAUAAAUUGCAAUACAUUGUUUGACUCAAAUACAGAAUUUCAACGAGCUGGACAGGCGGUCUUUACACCCACACUGAAAUCGUCUGUGUUAAACUUCAUGAGGUUAAUUGAUCUCGGAUGGCUAGUGGACUUGUUUAGAUUACGUAGUAUGCCUGAUCUCGUCUAUGAAUUUUAUUUAAAUUUAUUUCAAGACACACUGGAGCUGCGUAAAAAUGAGAAGGAAGAUCGUAACGAUUUCGUUUCGAUUUUGAUAAAAUUGAGGAACGAUGAAAAAACAAACAACAGUCGAGUUGAAUUAUUUACGGACGAUGUCUUAGCUUCAAACGCAUUUAUAUUUUUCGCGGCUGGCUUUGAAACCACUGCAUCUGCAAUGAGCUAUUGCCUGUACGAGUUAGCUUUGAAUCAAGACAUUCAAGUCGAAUUACGCAAACAAAUCCAACAUACACUAAACGAAAACGAAGGGAUUCUUACUUACGAUGUGCUAAAAGAUAUGAAGUAUUUGGAUAUGGUGUUGAAUGAAACGUUGAGAAUGCAUCCACCUGGGCCUGGUCUACUGCGAGUGUGCACCAAAAAGUUUAAAAUACCAGACAGUGACAUAACUUUGGACACCGGUAUGAAAGUGCUUAUACCAACAUAUUCGCUACAUCACGAUCCCGCGUAUUAUCCAAAUCCCGAAUUGUUUGAUCCGCUGCGGUUCACAGAGGACAAUAAAGCUUCGAGACCAAAUGGAACGUUCCUCCCAUUUGGCGACGGACCUAGGAUUUGUAUAGGUCUGCGAUUCGCACUGAUGGAGGCCAAAACCGGACUAGCAGAAAUAAUAUCAAAAUUCAAAAUAUUUCCAUGUAAAUACACAAAAAUUCCCAUUAAAUUAAAUCCAAGAUCUAUUCUACUGACACCAAAUGAACCAAUAAGUUUAUUGUUUAAACAAAUUGCAUGAUUUUUUAGUAAAAAUAAAAUAAAACACUAUAUUUUUUUAUCAUAUUAUUA
This is a messenger RNA of Metopolophium dirhodum (rose-grain aphid), 3512 nucleotides long. RefSeq lists its product as uncharacterized. The coding region runs from base 283 to 3462 and encodes 1059 amino acids. The record is from RefSeq and is a predicted model, not a curated record. The transcript has 10 exons. Gene Ontology annotation, molecular function: iron ion binding; heme binding; monooxygenase activity. Lineage: Eukaryota; Metazoa; Arthropoda; Insecta; Hemiptera; Aphididae.